Corylus avellana is the source of this 3187-nucleotide messenger RNA. Lineage: Eukaryota; Viridiplantae; Streptophyta; Magnoliopsida; Fagales; Betulaceae. The record is from RefSeq and is a predicted model, not a curated record.
AUGGAGCAUCCUGUUAUUUGUUUCAGACUCUUCUUUUCACCAACUUCCCGGACCAUCCUUCUUCUGUCCCUCUUCUUUUCAGUCUCAAAAUUUUCCCUGGCUACCAUACUUUCAACUGAAACAGACAAACAUGCAUUACUAGAGUUCAAGUCCCUCAUACAUGACACCCCCAGUGUCCUGCCUUCUUGGAAUGAGUCUUUGCAUUUCUGCCAAUGGGUUGGGAUCAACUGUGGCCACAACCACCAAAGAGUCAUCGGUUUGAACCUAAAAGACCAGAAAUUGGUUGGCACCAUAUCUCCCCACCUUGGAAAUCUUUCUUUCCUUCGAUCCCUCAACCUUGCAAACAACUCCUUCUCUGGUGGAAUCCCCUCAGAAGUUGGUCACUUAAUCAGGCUUCAAAAUCUAAACUUGAGUUAUAACUCAUUGGAAGGAGAAAUUCCAGUUAAUUUGUCUCACUGUUCCAACCUUGUCAAUCUUGAUCUCCACUACAACAACCUAGUACAACAAAUCCCAUCUGAACUUGGCUCUUUAUCCAAACUUGAGAUCCUAUCUCUUUCCAACAACCACCUAAGUGGAAGGUUCCCACCACCUCUGGGGAACCUGUCAUCUCUCCAACAGCUUUGGUUUGCAUAUAACAAUUUGGAGGGAGAAAUUCCAGGUACAGUAGCCAAAAUGACAAGCUUGCAAUUUUUUCAUGUUGGAUUGAAUAAUCUUUCCGGUGGGUUUCCAGCUUCCCUAUACAAUUUAUCAUCACUCAUUUUCAUUUCCUUGUGUUCCAACAACCUCUCUGGUAACCUCAAGCCUGACUUAGGCAUUGCUCUUCCAAAUCUCCAAGAACUUCUUUUGGGGGGAGGAAAUAAAUUCACAGGAAGCUUUCCAGCUUCCUUGGCCAAUGCUUCAAAUUUGCAGCUCCUUCAUAUAUCUGAGAAUCGUUUAACAGGAAACAUACCUACGAUUUUUCGCGAUUUAAAAGAUCUUCAAUGGCUUGAUGCAUCUGGGAAUCUUUUCGGAAAUCAGUCAGUUGAUGAUUUGAGUUUUCUGACUUCUUUGACCAAUUGUAGCAAGUUACAGAGGCUGGAUUUCAGCUACAACCGGCUUGGUGGUGAGCUGCCUGACUCUAUAACAAACCUCUCAACCCAACUAACUUGGCUACAGCUAAGAGGGAAUUUUAUUGGUGGACGCAUACCCAUGCGGAUAUCAGAUCUAGUCAGCCUAACUCAACUUGGCCUGGAUCAGAAUUUGUUAACAGGUAAUAUUCCAGCCUCAAUUGGGAAGCUCUCAAACUUGAACAAACUAUACUUGGGUGCAAACAAAUUGACAGGGGAGAUCCCAUCUUCCUUUGGCAAUAUGACUCGAUUGUUAGCUCUCCAUUUGUGUAAUAACAGCUUAGUAGGAAGCAUACCCGCGAGUCUGGAAAGAUGUAGCUACCUGCAAGAUGUACGCCUUUCCCAUAACAAAUUAAAUGGCAGCAUACCAAAGCAACUCCUUGCUCUUCCAGCUCUUUCUCUAGUCCUUAAUGUGUCUCAUAACUCUCUGACGGGUCCGUUGCCACCAGAAGUAGGAAACCUGAAAUCUCUUGUUGCUCUGGAUUUGUCAUACAACAAAUUUUCCAAAGAGAUUCCAGGGCACCUAAAGGAUUGUUUGGCGUUGGAAUUUCUUUAUAUGCAGGGGAACUUCUUUGAAGGAACUAUUCCCGAUUUAAGUAGGUUAAAAGGUAUUCGAUAUCUUGAUCUUUCCCACAACAAAUUGACCGGCCGAAUCCCAAGCUACAUGCAGGUUAGUUUUCCCUUGUUGCAGAACUUAAAUCUGUCUUUCAACAAUCUGGAGGGAGAGGUACCAGUACAAGGGUCCUUCAGCAAUGCUACAGCAAUUAAAGUCUAUGGCAACAACAGGCUUUGUGGGGGGAUCCAAAUGCUGCAGUUGCCAACGUGCAAGCAUAGAAAGCAUGUUGCUUUUAAGCUGAUACUGGCAAUGGUCAUUGCAGUUGCUUUCUGCUUGACGUUGUUGUCUUUGAUUUCUGUGUGCUUGUUGAGAAAGCCAGAGAAGAAACGUCUUUCUGUUUCUUCUUUUGGGCACUAUUACCAAAGAAUUUCGUAUCAAGAAUUGCUCAAUGCAACCGGUGGAUUCUCUGAGAGAAAUUUCAUCGGUUCAGGUAAUUUUGGUUCUGUCUAUAAAGGAAUACUCGGAUCGAAUGGAAAAAGUGUUGCAAUCAAGGUACUCAACCUUGAAAAGCAAGGAGCUUCAAAGAGCUUCAUUGCUGAAUGCCAAGCAUUGAGGAACAUCCGGCAUCGAAACCUCGUUAAGAUACUUACUGCUUGCUCAAGUGUUGAUUUUGAGGGCAAAGAUUUCAAAGCUUUAGUAUAUGAGUUCAUGCCAAAUGGGAACUUGGAGAUGUGGUUGCAUCCAGAAGAUGGGCUCAAGCAGCUGAGAAGUUUAAGCCUUCUACAGAGAAUGGACAUUGCAAUAGAUGUAGCUUCUGCUUUGCUUUAUCUUCAUCAUCACUGCCAAACCCCUAUUAUUCACUGUGAUCUAAAGCCAAGCAAUGUUCUUCUUGAUGAUGAUUUGACUGCUCAUAUAAGUGAUUUUGGUUUGGCAAGACUCCUUUCAGAAUCCGGCAAGCAAGCUCUUGUUAAUCAAUUAAGCUCAACUGGGAUUAAUGGAACUGUCGGGUAUGCUCCUCCAGAGUAUGGAAUUGGUGGUCAGCAAUCAACUAAUGGUGAUGUGUACAGCUUUGGGAUCCUCUUGUUGGAGAUAUUCACUGGAAGAAGACCCACUGAUGAACUGUUCAAAGAUGACCUGAACCUUCACAACUUCGUCAAGUUGACAUUGCAGGGACAAGUGACACAGAUUCUGGACCAAUCAGCUUCGAACAAGGUAGGAGAAACUAAGAACAUGGUUACAUGUUGGGGUGAGUGGACAAGUGAUGAAAUUGAAUGCUUGAUAUUGGUCUUUCACAUUGGCCUUGCAUGUUCAGCAGAAUCUCUAGGACACAGAAUGGACAUGAGAAGAGUUACCCUAGAAUUGCUUUCAAUUAGAGCCAAACUCCUUGGGAGUGGAACUCAUGAACAGAAAAUUGAAAGCUCAGUUAAAGGGGAAAGUUUCUGAAAAACUACAAUGAAUGGAAUGGAUUAGAACAAGAAAAAAAUGUAUACAGGUAUAUUUGUAUAUAUGUCCACUUUCUCUUUUC